Molecule: messenger RNA, 3288 nt
Organism: Salvelinus sp. IW2-2015
Lineage: Eukaryota; Metazoa; Chordata; Actinopteri; Salmoniformes; Salmonidae
Product: C2H2-type zinc finger protein
Source: RefSeq, a predicted model, not a curated record
GGUAAGUGUAUCUAAUUGUAAACACACUGAUAUAAAUCUUAAUAUAACAUAACCUAACAUUUAACCAAAGCGUUGUAAUUCCAGUGUUGCAUUUUGAAAUGUUAAUAAAUUAUUAACUCGGCUAGGUAGGUCUAUAAUUAUAUAGGCCUACCUCCUUGAGACAGUUGGAUAGUGCUAAUGCGCGCAGUACAGAGCUCGGUUGAAGAAAAGACUACAAAUAUUGUCACAUGGUAAGAAAGCCCGGAAAUAAUUUGUCAAAUCCGGCGCAGAUAACACAAGUAGGGAAAUGUGGCGGGCGUAAGAACACACAACAGUUUGCAAUAGAUAUCCCUUUCAGUGUCGAUCGGAAGACGGUUGGGUUACGUAGCUCAAAUUCCUUUCUCUUGCUUCGAGCAAUGUAGGCUGAUGAAACGGAACAGACGGCAAAAACUUCGUAUAACUGUACACAUUAUUCUACAUGGACAAAGACAAGUUCGCUGUGAGCCAUGACCCAUGCUCCUGGUUUGAGAUGCACCAGUUCAUUGGAGACCUGAUGGUCUCUGGGGGGGCUCUGGGGCUAAAAGACGCCCCACCAGCAGCCCCAGGCUCAGCCCAGCCCAGACAGGCCCAGGCAGAGAGCAUUAGAGAGGCCAGAGACGGAGACGUCAGUGGACAAGCUCAGCACCAUACCUGCACUUGCCCUGGCUGCCCCUACUCUUCCUCCUCUUCCUCCUUCCAGACCAUAAAGCCCAGAGGCACUGUGUCCUCACAGCCCGAGCCCAGCAGCACCUACAGCCCAGAGCUCAGUCAGCCCCAGAGUCAGGACAAGGAGACCAGCACCCAGAGCCCCAGCCCAGCCCCUACCACUCCCACUAACCAGGGUACUUCUUCACCAAGCCCCCUGCCCCAAAUCCCCACCUUCCCUUGUUUCUGCUGCCGCCGGGGCUUCCAGACCUGCACCCAGCUACUGCACCACCAUCAGGGGGCAGCAGACUUUCCAUUCUCCCAGACGCACACCCACUACCACCACCACUGCCCCCUUACCACCUGCCUGCCCCACCACCACUCCCACCCUGGCCUGGCCCCUGGCACCUUCGCCUGCCUGUCCUGCCAGCAUUCCUUCCCCUCCUGCUCCCAUCUCCUCUGCCACCAGCAGGUACACAAACCCCCCCAGAACCAUGUUGGAGGGGUGACCACAGUGUCCCCCACCCUACACCCAUGCAUGCACUGUACAGCCUCCUUCCCCCGACCCUCUCAGCUGCUACAGCACCAGCGCACCCAGCACGCUCACAAGGCCGGCGGCUUCCUGUGCACCGAGUGCGGGCGCGCCUUCAACUCCCACUCCAACCUCCGCAUCCACCUCAARGUACACACCGGCGCCCGGCCCUACUCUUGCCCUGACUGCGGCAAGAGCUUCAGCCAGUCGGGAGCGUUGAAGAUCCACCGGCGCAUUCACACUGGGGAGAGACCCUAUGCCUGCYCCUACUGUGGGAGGGGCUUCCCCCACCUGGCCGGGGUCCGGGCCCACCAAAGGACCCACACAGGUGAGAAGCCCUACCGCUGCACCCAGUGUGGGAAGUGCUUCACUCAGUCGGGGGCACUGAAGAUCCACACAAGGAUCCACACCGGGGAACGGCCGUUUGUAUGCAGCCUCUGUGGGAAGGGCUUCUCCAACCGCUCCGGCAUCCGCUUCCACCAGCGCACUGUCCAUGGGAUGGUGUCAGAUAUGGGCGGGGGUGGAGGAGCCGGUGGGUCCCAUAGGGGGAGACAGAGUCUAGYCAGCUCAGCUGCUGUGGAACGCCCCAGUGCCAAUCCAAACAGGUUACGCAACAACCCKCAUACUGACGUGAGCUCCAGCAUUACUCCUGCCCCGACCAAAAUCCUUUCCCCUGGGUCUCUCCGUGCUCCUCCAGGGUCAGGUCUGACUGUAACCUCAGACAAAGAGCUCCAGUUCCAGUCUAGCAGUGUGAAGAUCCCCUCCAGGAGAGCAGAACCGGGCAGUAGCAGGGAAGGGAGGGCUCAGCUGUACACUUGUGAGGACUGUGGGCUGCUUUUUGGGGACGCUCCCUCCAGAAACCGACACCAAACUGUGGUGCACUACUCUACAGAAGGGGUAGAGGAGGAGGGCCUGGGGGACACUGGGGGGGAGGGGUGAGAGAGAGAGGGGGAAGAGGGAGAGAUGGUAGAUGGAAGCUUGAUGCAGUACAUCGUUGGAUCAAAGGCUAAGGGAGAGGUGGGGAAAAAUGGAGAGGUGAGAAGAGGCAGAAAGCUUGAGACUCAUCGAGGGAAAAAAAGAUAAAGCUAAUUCCACAGUGAAAAAUAAACUGUCUCUAUCAAUGGGAUAUAUUACUUAUUUGAGAUUGAAUUUCCACUUUAAAAGAUGCACUCCAGGCCUAAGGAAGUCUUUUGCGAUAGUGUUCACAUUUUGCGAGUCCAAUUUUCUCUUUGUCAAAAGCCAAAUACCAUGAUUAGGCUACUAAAGAUGAUAUUUGAGAGCUUUGGAUUAUUUUUUAUUUAUUUUACUGGUUUGGCAAAAUCCACAGAUAACAUCAUCUCAAAUGUAUGACACUGUAAGACAUUGUCCCAUAGGGCGGCGCACAAUUGGCCCAGCGUCGUCCGGGUUAGGGGAGGGUUUGGGCGGGGUAGGCUGUAAAUAAGAAUUUGUUCUUAAUUGACUUGCCUAGUUAAAUAAAGGUUAAAUAAUACAUAAAAAGUAAGUGCAGAAGUGAGGAUAUGUUGUAUUUAGCAUCAUUAUGUAAUAUAUAUUUUGUAAUAAUAGAAACUGAUAUUGUAUGUCUAUAGGCCCGUAUAUACUUGUGUAUAUCAGUUUAUCUAUUUAGCUCAUUGUGCCUUUGAUCUCAGAUUAGAUCAUUCUAGUACAUAAAAAAAUUAUAUAUUUGCAUAAACCACACUGUACUAAACUUCAUGACAACUGAUAUGUUAGUGUUUUAGUGAUUUUAUUGAGGAUCAAUAUCUUCACUGUUGGAAGAUGAGCUCUUAUACAAAGUAUUUUUUAAUCAGGAUCAUUUCUGAGAGACACAUGGUUUGUUGACCUGUUUUCUAUUGCUUCAGAUCUCCACCUAGUGGUCAUUUAGAAGCAUAGCAGCAGAAACACAGGCUCUGAAACUAGUCUGUCUAGGCUACAGGUGUCACUCAUUCCAUGGGGGUCCGAGUGUCUUCAGGUUUUAGCUGCUCCCUUGUCCUUGAUUUAUGAAUUGCUGUCACUAAUUAUUAAGGAACUCCCCACACAUGGUUGUCUUGGGCUUAAUUGAAAGGAAAAAACAAAAACCUGUAGACACUAGGCCCUCC